AGAAUGUUCAUUGGAUUCGGAUUAAAAGUGGUGGGAGAUGCAGAAGGUAUAAAUAGAGAUUCAUUGCAAGACUGCGCCAGAUUAAUGAAAUAAUUGAUAAAGUUCAGUAUAACAUUUGAAGAAGUUAUUGUGAAAAGUGAGGAAAAAAUAUAGUCAGAAUGCAGAUCUUUGUGAAGACUUUGACCGGAAAAACCAUAACCUUAGAGGUUGAACCCUCAGACACUAUUGAGAAUGUGAAGGCUAAAAUCCAGGAUAAAGAAGGAAUUCCCCCAGACCAACAGAGAUUGAUCUUUGCAGGAAAACAGCUGGAAGAUGGUCGCACCCUAUCAGAUUACAAUAUUCAGAAAGAAUCUACCCUUCACUUGGUACUCCGUCUUAGAGGUGGUAUGCAAAUCUUUGUCAAGACUUUGACUGGAAAGACCAUCACACUUGAAGUUGAACCAUCAGAUACCAUUGAAAAUGUAAAAGCUAAAAUCCAGGAUAAAGAAGGAAUUCCCCCAGACCAGCAGAGAUUGAUCUUUGCAGGAAAACAGCUGGAAGAUGGUCGCACCCUAUCAGAUUACAACAUUCAGAAAGAAUCUACCCUUCACUUGGUACUCCGUCUCAGAGGUGGUAUGCAAAUCUUUGUCAAGACUCUAACUGGAAAGACCAUCACACUUGAAGUUGAGCCCUCUGAUACUAUUGAGAAUGUCAAAGCUAAAAUCCAAGACAAAGAAGGAAUUCCCCCAGACCAGCAGAGAUUGAUCUUUGCAGGAAAGCAGUUGGAAGAUGGUCGUACCCUAUCAGAUUACAACAUUCAGAAAGAAUCUACCCUUCACUUGGUACUCCGUCUCAGAGGUGGUAUGCAAAUCUUUGUCAAGACUCUAACUGGAAAGACCAUCACACUUGAAGUUGAGCCCUCUGAUACUAUUGAGAAUGUCAAAGCUAAAAUCCAAGACAAAGAAGGAAUUCCCCCAGACCAGCAGAGAUUGAUCUUCGCAGGAAAGCAGUUGGAAGAUGGUCGUACCCUAUCAGAUUACAACAUUCAGAAAGAAUCUACCCUUCACUUGGUACUCCGUCUUAGAGGUGGUAUGCAAAUCUUUGUCAAGACUCUAACUGGAAAGACCAUCACACUUGAAGUUGAGCCCUCUGAUACUAUUGAGAAUGUCAAAGCUAAAAUCCAAGACAAAGAAGGAAUUCCCCCAGACCAGCAGAGAUUGAUCUUCGCAGGAAAGCAGUUGGAAGAUGGUCGUACCCUAUCAGAUUACAACAUUCAGAAAGAAUCUACCCUUCACUUGGUACUCCGUCUCAGAGGUGGUAUGCAAAUCUUUGUUAAGACUCUGACUGGAAAGACCAUCACCCUUGAAGUCGAGCCCUCUGAUACUAUUGAAAACGUCAAAGCUAAAAUCCAGGACAAAGAAGGAAUUCCCCCAGACCAGCAGAGAUUGAUCUUUGCAGGAAAGCAGUUGGAAGAUGGUCGUACCCUAUCAGAUUACAACAUUCAGAAAGAAUCUACCCUUCACUUGGUACUCCGUCUUAGAGGUGGUAUGCAAAUAUUUGUCAAGACUCUGACUGGAAAGACCAUCACCCUUGAAGUCGAGCCCUCUGAUACUAUUGAAAACGUCAAAGCUAAAAUCCAGGACAAAGAAGGAAUUCCCCCAGACCAGCAGAGAUUGAUAUUCGCAGGAAAGCAGUUGGAAGAUGGUCGUACUCUUUCAGAUUAUAACAUUCAGAAAGAAUCCACUCUCCACUUGGUACUCCGUCUUAGAGGUGGUAUGCAAAUCUUUGUCAAGACUUUGACUGGAAAGACCAUCACACUUGAAGUUGAACCAUCAGAUACCAUUGAAAAUGUAAAAGCUAAAAUCCAGGAUAAAGAAGGAAUUCCCCCAGACCAACAGAGAUUGAUCUUUGCAGGAAAACAGCUGGAAGAUGGUCGCACCCUAUCAGAUUACAAUAUUCAGAAAGAAUCUACCCUUCACUUGGUACUCCGUCUUAGAGGUGGUAUGCAAAUCUUUGUCAAGACACUGACUGGAAAGACCAUCACACUUGAAGUUGAACCAUCAGAUACCAUUGAAAAUGUGAAAGCUAAAAUCCAGGAUAAAGAAGGAAUUCCCCCAGACCAGCAGAGAUUGAUUUUUGCAGGAAAACAGCUGGAAGAUGGUCGCACCCUAUCAGAUUACAACAUCCAGAAAGAAUCUACCCUUCACUUAGUACUCCGUCUCAGAGGUGGUAUGCAAAUCUUUGUCAAGACACUGACUGGAAAGACCAUCACUCUUGAAGUCGAGCCCUCUGAUACUAUUGAGAAUGUUAAAGCGAAAAUCCAAGACAAAGAAGGAAUUCCACCAGACCAACAAAGGUUGAUCUUUGCUGGCAAGCAACUAGAAGAUGGUCGCACUCUUUCAGACUACAACAUUCAGAAAGAAUCCACUCUUCACUUGGUUCUUCGUCUUAGAGGUGGUAUGCAGAUAUUCGUAAAAACUUUGACAGGCAAAACCAUUACUUUGGAAGUAGAACCUUCAGACACAAUUGAGAAUGUGAAAGCUAAAAUUCAGGACAAGGAAGGAAUUCCCCCAGACCAGCAGAGAUUGAUCUUCGCUGGAAAACAAUUAGAAGAUGGUCGCACACUAUCAGAUUAUAACAUUCAGAAAGAAUCUACCCUUCACUUGGUACUUCGUCUUAGAGGUGGAAUGCAAAUCUUCGUCAAGACUCUGACAGGAAAAACCAUUACAUUAGAGGUAGAGCCAUCAGAUACUAUUGAAAAUGUAAAGGCCAAAAUCCAAGAUAAAGAAGGAAUUCCACCAGACCAACAAAGAUUGAUCUUUGCUGGCAAACAACUAGAAGAUGGUCGCACUCUCUCAGAUUACAACAUUCAGAAAGAAUCCACUCUUCACUUGGUUCUUCGUCUACGUGGUGGUAUGCAGAUAUUCGUAAAAACUUUGACAGGCAAAACUAUUACUUUGGAAGUAGAACCUUCAGACACAAUUGAAAAUGUGAAAGCUAAAAUUCAGGACAAGGAAGGAAUUCCUCCAGAUCAACAAAGAUUGAUCUUCGCUGGCAAACAAUUAGAAGAUGGUCGCACUCUCUCAGACUACAAUAUUCAAAAGGAAUCUACUCUGCAUUUAGUUCUGCGUCUUCGUGGAGGACAUUGAAAUAUUUAGAAAUCCUGCUAUAUAAAUGUAAUUAUGCUAAGUAUGCAAAGCUAAAGGCUGUAUUGAAAUUUUUCAAAUAAAUCUCUCAAAUUGUCGGUGAUAUAUUAUAGUAAAGAAUUAUGAUUGAAA
Harmonia axyridis is the source of this 3257-nucleotide messenger RNA. RefSeq names its product polyubiquitin-C (gene Ubi-p63E). The record is from RefSeq and is a predicted model, not a curated record. Gene Ontology annotation, cellular component: cytoplasm; nucleus. The transcript has 2 exons. Gene Ontology annotation, biological process: modification-dependent protein catabolic process; protein ubiquitination. NCBI's taxonomy places the organism in Eukaryota, Metazoa, Arthropoda, Insecta, Coleoptera, Coccinellidae. Gene Ontology annotation, molecular function: ubiquitin protein ligase binding; protein tag activity. The coding region runs from base 159 to 3128 and encodes 989 amino acids.